GAAAAUAUAACAAAAAUGAAAACCUACCUAUAUCUAUCCAUUUUGCUAAGGAGCAUUCCACAUCAAAGUUCAGUUGCGGUGAUCAACCACAAACAUACAGAAUCCACACAGUAUUUCCACCACCAGACAAACCACAGCAUGUGGCUCUUCACGAUAAUCUCGGCUGCCUGGCUGCUGGCUAGCCCAGCUCAGGGUGGCAUAAAAGAGAUCGGCUCGCACUUCAGUCAGCCCACCUCUGACCCCGACCCGAGGGGAUUUGAUCGGACCGGGCUUACAGACAUGGGCGCCAUCCCACCUGACUUCCACAAAGAGAAUACGGUCACUAGCGACCUCCCGUACGACGGUUUCGACGACGACGACUACAUCGACUUUGAUAAAAUCCUCGGCGAGGGUAGCGAUGAUUACAGUGAGGGGGAUGAGAUCGAUGAGAUCGCCACACCCGCUCCAGACAUCGACAUCUUCGCAGAGCCCUCCGACCCCAAGACGCGCCGCGCAAGGCUGCUGAGGCUGUUCCACGGACGCUCACGCCUCCAGCGCAUCAACAUGGUCAACGCCCACUUUGGCUUCAAUCUCUACCGGAGCCUCCGUAACCACGUCAACCAAACCGACAACAUCCUGCUGGCGCCCGCCGGCAUCUCCAUUGCCAUGGCGAUGGUUUCGCUAGGAGCGGGGUCUUCGACGCACGAGCAGCUCUACAACGCUCUUGGGUUCGCCGAAUUCGUCAACGCGAGCCAUCACUAUGAAAACGCCACGGUGCACAAGCUCUUCAGGAAGCUGACCCAUAGGCUUUUCCGGAGGAACUUUGGGUACACUUUGCGCUCUGUGAACGACGUCUACGUGAAGAAGGACGUCGUAGUGAAGGACGUGUUCCGGGCCGAAACCAAGGCCUUUUACUACGCAGAGCCCCAGUCAGUGGACUUCCGGGACCCCGCCUUCCUGACCAAGGCCAAUCAGCGGAUCUCUAAGAUCACCAAAGGACUGAUCAAGGAACCCCUCAAGGCUGUGGACCCCAACAUGGUGUUGAUGUUGCUGAACUACCUGUACUUCAAAGGUACCUGGGAGCAGAAGUUCCCCAAAGAGGCGACUCACUAUCGGAACUUCCGGAUUAAUGAAAAGACCACCGUACGGGUGCCCAUGAUGAGUAAUAAGGCUAACUACCAGGCAGCUGCUGACCAUGAACUGGAGUGUGACAUCCUGCAGCUCCCAUACACAGGAAACAUAAGCAUGCUCAUUGCCCUUCCCAACAAGAUAUCUGGUAUGAGGGACUUGGAAAAGGAAAUCUCCCCUACUAUAAUCAACAAGUGGCUCAAAAACAUGACCAAUAGGACCCGUGAGGUGGUGCUUCCAAAGUUUAAACUCGAGCAGAACUACGAUCUGAUCUCCAAUCUCAAGGAGAUGGGUGUGACCGACUUGUUCCAGGAGAAUGGAGACUUCUCUGGAAUGACUGACCAAGAGGUUUCCAUCAACUGGCUACAGCACCAGGGAACCAUCACAGUGAAUGAGGAGGGCACGGAGGCCGCAGCUCUGACCCAAGUGGGCUUCAUGCCCCUGUCCACCCAGAACCGAUUCGUGGUGGACCACCCCUUCCUGUUCCUCAUCUAUGAGCACCGCACAGACUGCCUUGUGUUCGUGGGCCGCGUGGUGGACCCUUCACAGAGCUAAGGCCCACCCUGACCCACUUAGUUGCUCUACCCUUCCUCCAGUGCCCCCCUCAAAACCCCUGUGUCUGUAGAGACCACCACAGGGUUCCUAAUGAGUUGAAAAAUAUUCAAUGAAUCUGAGGCAAUAUCUACACCAGACCGAUUGUUAUGGUAUUAUAUCCAGAAUGUCCUUUGCCAAUCCUUUACUUACUAGGUCAAAGUGAAUACAAAACCUGAUUGAUGAUUUCCUGCGUCUGGGCAUGUGCAAUGGUGCCGUUAUAAUAAUUUCUAAGUAUGCACAGUAAGCACAGCAUAACUAAAUCAUGAAUAACUAAAUACCAAACUAACCAAUAGGCGAAAAAGGUCAGGUUACAUUUGUUAAUCUACCCUUUUUUCUUUAAGAAGAUUGAUCUAGUUAUCUCUUACAAAUAAAUAAAUGAUUGCAUUGGAAAUACAACUGCACACGAUAAGUUAGUUUAAACAUGUUCUCUUUGUCAUCUUUCAUAAAAUGUUAUGUUUUAAAUGGAAAAUGUCAACACGAUGCAACCCGACCAAAUCGAUGGGUAGGAACAACCCACCGGGUAAAUAUUUGUCUGAAAAGUUAAAUACUAACCAAUACCCUUCCAGGUGUAUUCGCUUCUAUAACCUCUAUAGUGCGAGAUAAAUCAGGGUUGUUUCGGAAGAGGGGUCCAACAUCCAUACUUACCACAGCUAUGACUGGAAUCAAGACCCCCAGGUUACCAGCACUGCCUGAUGCCUGAGAAGCAAUAAAGAAAGCAAACGUUUAAAUUCAA
Gadus morhua (Atlantic cod) is the source of this 2434-nucleotide messenger RNA. RefSeq names its product serpin peptidase inhibitor, clade D (heparin cofactor), member 1 (gene serpind1). The coding region runs from base 16 to 1662 and encodes 548 amino acids. NCBI's taxonomy places the organism in Eukaryota, Metazoa, Chordata, Actinopteri, Gadiformes, Gadidae. Gene Ontology annotation, molecular function: serine-type endopeptidase inhibitor activity. The record is from RefSeq and is a predicted model, not a curated record. Gene Ontology annotation, biological process: negative regulation of endopeptidase activity. The transcript has 8 exons.